AAUGGCAAAGUAUAAUCGACCGUGAAAUAUAAUACAAUAUACAAUUAUUUGGUCUUUGCCGCCUUCAAAACCUGCUCACAACUUGUAAAUCCGCAAAAUCCAAACCCAGUAAUCAAGCACCGGUCCGUUCAUUCCAUUCCCGACAAUGCUUUCUUCUUGACCUUCCCUUCCAUGUCCCAUCUCCAUGGCCUCCUCCUCCUCCUCCACAACCAAAACCCAAACCCUAGAUUCCACCCGCCUCUUCCUCACUGCCCUCGCCACCUUUUCCCACCAACCCAACCCCCCCCAGCUCUCCUUCCCUCCAAUUCCCUCCACAUUCCCUCACUCCAAACUCAUCCCCAAAACCCGUUUCUCCGUCGAUGCAUUUCGCCACGCAGGCGAUCACUCCGUCUCCUACUUCCUCUCCCAUUUCCACUCCGAUCACUAUGGCGGCCUCUCCCCCAAUUGGGCUAAAGGCGUUGUCUUUUGUUCACAGACCACCGCUCGUCUUCUCAACGAGGUGCUCAAAAUCUCUUCGCUUUUCGUGGUCGCUUUGCCGCUCGACGAAGCAGUGGUAAUAGAUGGCUGUGAGGUUGUGCUUAUUGACGCGAAUCACUGUCCGGGUGCGGUUCAAUUCUUGUUUAAAGUUCCGGGUUUUAAUGGAAAGUUUGAGAGGUACGUUCAUACUGGCGAUUUUCGGUUUUCUGGUUCGAUGAAGUCAGACCCUUUUUUGUGUGAAUUUGUGGGUUCGGAUGCGAUUUUCUUGGACACCACCUAUUGUAAUCCGAAGUUUGUGUUUCCACUGCAAGAAGAAUCUGUUAAUUAUAUUGCUAGUUUGAUAGAAACAGUAGGGGGUGAAUAUAAAAGUUCUAUGAAAAAUGUUUUGUUUCUUGUAGCUACUUAUGUUAUUGGGAAAGAGAAGAUUUUGCUGGAAAUUGCUCGUAGGUGUAAUCGUAAAGUACAUGUGGAUGCUCGAAAAAUGGCGGUGUUGCGUGUUUUGGGCUACGGAGAGAGUGGGGUAUUUACGGAGGAUGAGUGCGAAAGUGAUGUACAUGUUGUUGGGUGGAAUGUCUUGGGCGAGACUUGGCCAUAUUUUAGGCCUAAUUUUGUGAAAAUGAAGGAGAUUAUGGUUGAGAAAGGGUACUCUAAGGUUGUGGGAUUUGUUCCUACUGGUUGGACUUAUGAAGUGAAGCGUAACAAGUUUUCAGUGAGGUCAAAGGAUUCGUUUGAGAUCCAUCUUGUACCGUAUAGUGAACAUUCUAACUAUGAUGAACUUAGGGAAUAUGUGAGGUUUUUGAAACCAAAGCAUGUUAUUCCUACGGUGGGCUUGGAUGUUGAAAAGCUUGAUAGUAAGCAUGCCAAUAAAAUGCAAAAGCAUUUUGCUGGGUUAGUCGAUGAAAUGGCAAACAAGAAAGAGUUCUUGAGGGGCUUUCUUCUUGGAUCCACAGAAGUUGGUGACAAUGUUGAAAAUGAGUCCAACAAUGGUCCUAUUGAAGGGCUGGAUCAAGAGAAAGAGACAAUGCCAUCUGAUAAGGAUACUGUGCACAUGGAAUUAUCAUCUUCUCUACAAGAACCUGAUCCACAAAAUCCAAUGGUAUUAGAUGAUGAAGAAGUAGAGAAAAUCAUUCAAGAACUUCGUGAUUGUUUGCCCACAUGGGUCACUCAAGAGCAGAUGUUAGAUCUGAUUGGAAGCUCAGGAGGGGACAUUGUUGAAUCAGUUUCCAAGUUUUACGAACGCGAAACAGAAUUUCAUGAUCAAGUUAUUUCUUCUACAAAUGCUGUUUCUGAAUCCCAGACCAGCUCACUUUGUGACUCUGGAUCACUCCCAAAAGGAGGUUCUGUUACGAGCAGUCCAUAUGGAAGUACUGACGUUCCUUCAAGUCAAGAAUAUAUCUCACUGAAGCCAAGGAAUGUAAUUAAAAGUGGAAUUUCUCCUGGAAAAAGGGCGAGAAACACUAAUAAUAAGGUAAACAAAAGGGUUAAAUUAAAUUCCAAAUUGGAUUCACGUGGGCCAAAGCAACUGGCAAUAACAAAGUAUUUUAGUAAAGUUUUGCCUGAUGUUCAAGAAACUCUGGAGAUUGGAUCAAUGGAUGAACAAAACCUUAAAGAUGAAAGUUUGCCGCAUGAUGACACCAAAUCAUACAGAGAUGAGAUAGAUCAGUUUCUUCAGAUAAUAGAUGGUACUGAAUCAUUAGAAAGCUAUGCUGCCACCAUUCUGAGGAAGACAAAUGGAGAUAUCAAUGAGGCGCUGAAUAUAUAUUACUGUAAUCGCGAGGUUAGGUCUGGUAAAAAUGAAGCAGGGUUGGUGGUUGAUUCAGGGAAAAUGAAGCCAACAGCUGAUUCAUCUGUGGAGGUAUCAUUACAAGAGAAUGUAAAAACAACUGUUCUGUCAUUACCACCAGAAAAAUACAAUCCUACAGAAGAUGCGUGCUGGAGCCGUGGACAGCGCGCUCCAUAUUUACAUCUUGCACGAACUUUUGACUUACUUGAGGAUGAAAAAGGCAAGAUAAAAGCUACUUCUAUGCUCUGCAAUAUGUUCAGAAGUUUGCUUGCCUUGUCUCCUGAGGAUGUGCUGCCUUCAGUGUAUUUGUGCACAAAUAAGAUUGCUGCAGACCAUGAAAAUGUGGAGCUAAACAUUGGUGGAAGUUUGGUCACAUCAGCACUGGAAGAUGCAUGUGGCACAAGCCGAUCCAAAAUAAGGGAGAUGUACAAUGAGUUGGGUGAUCUAGGUGAUGUGGCUCAAGCAUGCCGGCAGACACAGAAGCUACUUGCCCCUCCUUCACCGCUUCUAAUAAAAGACGUAUUUUUCGCACUCCAAAAGAUAAGUGUACAAACAGGUAGUGGGAGCACUGGUCGAAAGAAAAGCCUCAUUCUGAAUCUCAUGCGCUCUUGUAGAGAGAAAGAAAUGAAGUUUCUUGUUAGAACUUUGGUUAGGAAUUUGCGGAUUGGAGCAAUGAUGAAAACUGUUCUACCUGCUCUGGCUCAAGCUGUUGUCAUGAAUUCCUCUCAUAACUUCAAUCAUGAAGGAGCAUUACAAAGUUUGAAAGAUAGGCUUCAGCUCCAUUCAGCAGCUGUGGUCGAAGCAUACAAUGUACUGCCCAAUUUGGAUUUGGUCGUUCCUUCUCUCAUGGACAAAGGCAUUGGAUUCUCUUCAUCAACUUUGUCAAUGGUUCCAGGAAUACCUAUUAAGCCAAUGCUUGCAAAAAUCACAAAUGGUGUUCAGCAAGCACUAAAGCUCUUAGGAAAUAAAGCUUUUACCUGUGAAUACAAAUAUGAUGGUCAGCGUGCCCAAAUUCACAAAUUAGUUGAUGGGUCUGUGCGUGUUUUCUCACGAAAUGGGGACGAAUCAACGUCAAGAUUUCCAGAUCUGAUCAAGAUAAUUAAUGAAUCUUGUAAGCCUGAUGCAGUCACUUUCAUACUAGAUGCGGAGGUGGUUGCAAUUGAUAGGAAGAAUGGUCUGAAGCUAAUGUCUUUCCAAGAGUUGUCUUCACGCGGGAGAGGGAGCAGAGAUACAUCAAUUACAUUGGAUAGCAUAAAGGUUGACAUUUGUGUAUUUGUCUUUGAUAUCAUGUUCGCCAAUGGACAGCAGUUGUUGGGCUUUCCUCUACGGAAAAGACGAAAAUAUUUGAAAGAUAUGUUUUAUGAUGAGAAGUUGGGUUAUUUUGAGUAUGCCAAGGAAAUGACAGUCGAAGCAGAUGAUGCUUGUUUAACCAGUGAAGCGACGUUAACGAAGAUCAACUGUUUUCUCGAAAAUGCAUUCCUCUCCUCAUGUGAAGGGAUUAUGGUUAAAUCUUUAGAUGUUGACGCUGGAUAUUCUCCAUCAAAGCGUACAGAUACAUGGUUAAAGGUCAAGCGAGACUACAUGGAAGGAUCAAAUGACUCUCUUGAUUUAGUCCCAAUUGGAGCUUGGCAUGGAAAUGGGAGAAAGGCAGGCUGGCACAGUCCAUUUCUUAUGGCAUGUUAUAACCCUGAUACUGAGGAUUUCCAAAGCGUCUGCCGCGUCAUGUCUGGGUUCUCAGAUUCAUUUUACACUGAGAUGAAAAGUUUCUUUUCUGGAGACAAGAUCUUGUCCAGAAAACCACCUUAUUAUAAAACCGCUGAGGCGCCUGAUAUGUGGUUUCCUCCGGAACUUGUAUGGGAAAUAAGAGGUGCAGACUUUACUGUGUCUCCUGUUCACCAGGCUGCCGUAGGUUUAGUUCAUCCAUCACGUGGAAUUUCAAUCAGAUUCCCAAGAUACGUUCGCACUCUGGCUGAUAGAAAACCAGAUGAAUGUAGCACAUCUGAAGAUAUAGCUGCGAUGUUUUGUUCCCAGACAAGGAAGAUGGACAUUGCUGAAGAUUGAAAAUUUUCUCCUGUUUUGUGCAUAAACUGCUUUCACUGCCCAAAGUUUUGUAAUGUACAUAUAUUUUUGUGUGAAAAAUGUUUUGAAUGUAUAGCUUAAAAGUUAGGGGAUCUAAACUACAACAAUCAUCCCUUUGCUUCUUGUCUUUGUGCUCUUGUAAAGACAGGAUCUCCAUUUCAGCUUAGGCAACAAUAUCAAUGAUAAAGUUAAAACCAUA
Molecule: messenger RNA, 4538 nt
Organism: Prunus persica (peach)
Lineage: Eukaryota; Viridiplantae; Streptophyta; Magnoliopsida; Rosales; Rosaceae
Product: DNA ligase 6
Exons: 19
Coding region: 185-4321 (1378 amino acids)
Biological process (GO): DNA repair; DNA recombination; lagging strand elongation
Molecular function (GO): ATP binding; DNA binding; DNA ligase (ATP) activity
Source: RefSeq, a predicted model, not a curated record